Molecule: messenger RNA, 498 nt
Organism: Hibiscus syriacus
Lineage: Eukaryota; Viridiplantae; Streptophyta; Magnoliopsida; Malvales; Malvaceae
Exons: 2
Coding region: 1-498 (165 amino acids)
Biological process (GO): DNA integration
Molecular function (GO): nucleic acid binding
Source: RefSeq, a predicted model, not a curated record
AUGCGUACAGUAGAAAAAGUCUUGAAAUGUGGUUAUUAUUGGCCUUCGCUGUUCAAGGAUGCUAAUGAAAUAACUCGCGCUUUUAUUAGUGAUGAAGGUUCUCAGUUCAUUGGAACACAAGUUACUACAGCAUUGAAUCGGUAUGGUGUCAAGCAUCAGAUUGCUACAACAUAUCAUGCACAAACCAAUGGCCAAACUGAAGUAUCAAACCAUGAGAUCAAGCAAAUUCUUAAAAAGGUAGUUAAUCAUUCACGAAAGUAUUGGUCUCAACACCUUAAGAAAGCAUUGUGGGCUUAUAGGACAGCAUAUAAAACACCACUCGGCAUGUCUCCCUAUCACCUUGUAUAUGGCAAAGCUUUCCACUUAACAGUGGAGCGGGAGCAUAAAGCUAUGUGUGCAUUAAAGAAGUUAAAUUUUGAUCUAGAUGCUAAGGGGGAAAUGGUGUUGGAUCUUAAUGAAUUAGAAGAGCUCCGAAAUGAUGCUUACGAGAGUUAUUGA